This is a messenger RNA of Coregonus sp. 'balchen', 3211 nucleotides long. The record is from the annotation of a GenBank genome assembly. Lineage: Eukaryota; Metazoa; Chordata; Actinopteri; Salmoniformes; Salmonidae.
AUGGUCCUCUCUAGUCACUGCAGAGACAGGCUGAGAAGCACUGGGUGUCUCUAAUAGUUGAUGGUCCUCUCUAGUCACUGCAGAGACAGGCUGAGAAGCACUGGGUGUCUCUAAUAGUUGAUGGUCCUCUCUAGUCACUGCAGAGACAGGCUGAGAAGCACUGGGUGUCUCUAAUAGUUUUUCUGGCAGCCUUCCGUUACACACAGGCGUUCUGAGCAUGCUAGAUAGCUAAUUAGCACAGGUGGUCUCCUCUGUGUUAUGUAAACACCGUUGUAACCUGGAGAGAUGGCUGUGUGGGAACACUAACCUUAUAAUAGAGCCCCACAGUGGAGGUGUCAUAAUACCCAUAAAACCUAGCGGUCAAACAGGGAAAUGGUUCCAAUCAUUUUUCCACCAUUCAUUUUUCCCAUUGGGGAUUUUAGAAACACUUAAAAUAAGGGCUGUGUUUCGUGUAGUUUUACCCUGGGGUGAUGUUUUGAUAACCAUGUAAAUCUCUCUCGGACAAGGUGACUUUUAUCAAUAUAUUCGGCUGUAUUUACUCUCAGAUUCAAAAACGCUAAUUAGCGUCAAAGUAGACAUCAUGCAGAACUACAAAUCCCUGCAAGCUCCUGCACGUCAUCUCUAGCUGACACCUUUGCUAACAGGUAUUGUGUCAAUUUAAAACUUGCACAAGACAGUUCACAGAAUUGUCAAUUGAAAGAAAUGUAGCUAAUCUAUUCAUUACUACACUUAGCCAACAGUUAAUCCUGAGAUUCUUACCUUUGCCUCGAUUCGGUAGUCUCUUCCAGAUCAUCAUGGCAUUUGUAGUUCUUAAUGAUAGCUACAUUAGCAUUUCAUUUGGGGGAUAAAUACGGGCAAAUAUAUUGACAAGUCACAUUGUCCUAGAGAGAUUUACAUGGUUAUCAAAACGUCACUCCAGGGUAAGCCUACACGAAACACAGCCCUAAUUUUAAGUGUUUCUAAAAACCCCUAUGGGAAAAAUGAUUGGAACCAUUUCCUUGUUUGACUGCUAGGUUUUAUGACUCAUACUGUGGUACACUAUUGAACCUUUUGCUUUUUGCAAAUUAUUUCUCGCUGACAUAAAAGAUAAGUUCCUUGUUUCCAAAACCUAGAGCAAGCUAUGCUUGUUCACGUUCAGACCGAGCGUCGGGCUCGGGGUUUCUUAACAAAAUUCCCCCGGAAAGAUGUUACCUUCAUCAAUAGGCGCUAAAGGUAAUUAGCGUGUAUGAAUGGAGUAACGCUACAUUAGCUCUGGACACAUCUCCACAAAGCAUCAGAGUCGCAGUUCUGAUCUAGGAUCUGUCCAUAUAAUCUUAUUAACCAAACUGAUCCUGGAUCAGAACUCCUCCUCUGAGAUGAUGUAGUAUCUGAACUUCUAUAACUUUGGCUGAGGUUUUCAUAUUGGGGGUUAGACGAACUUUACUCUGCUCUGCUGAAACAUCUGGAAAGUGUUACUAUAGGGGCCCCCUAAAACAGAAGCUGUAGGAUGUGUUAAAUUUAAGUGUUAUUUCAUAGUUUUGAUGUCUUCACUAUUAUUCUACAAUGUAGAAAAUAGUAAAAAUAAAGAAACCCUUGAGUGAGUAGGUGUGUCCAAACCUUUGACCUGUAGUGUAGGUGUAGUUCUACAGUGUUGAUAGGACGGUGUGUCCUAACCUUUGACCUGUAGUGUAGGUGUAGUUCUACGGUGUUGAUAGGACGGUGUGUUCUACGGUGUUGAUAGGACGGUGUAGUUCUACGGUGUUGAUAGGACGGUGUGUCCUAACCUUUGACCUGUAGGUGUAGUUCUACGGUGUUGAUAGGACGGUGUGUUUUCCAGAGAAGGUCCGGAGGCUGCUGGAGGAUCUGUGGCUGUGUGUAGAUCCUCCCUCAUCACACCUCCCUGGUAUGUAUUCAGGACGCAUUGUGAUGAUGACAUAAAGGACUACAACAGACCAGAACGUCAUCAUAUCGCUCUGUCUGUCUCUCCCACAGGCCGUGGACCCAGCAGGAACAGUGACCCCGGCCAUGGACCCAGCAGGAAUGGUGACCAGCCAGUCCAUGGACCCAGAAGGAACAGUGACCCGGGCCAUGGACCCAACAGGAUCAGUGACCCGGGCCAUGGACCCAGCAGGAACAGUGACCCGGGCCAUGGACCCAGCAGGAACGGUGACCAGCCAGUCCAUGGACCCAGCAGGAUCAGUGACCCGGGCCAUGGACCCAGCAGGAUCAGUGACCCGGGCCAUGGACCCAGCAGGAUCAGUGACCCGGGCCAUGGACCCAGCAGGAUCAGUGACCCGGGCCAUGGACCCAGCAGGAUCAGUGACCCGGGCCAUGGACCCAGCAGGAUCAGUGACCCGGGCCAUGGACCCAGCAGGAUCAGUGACCCGGGCCAUGGACCCAGCUGGAACAGUAACCCGGGCCAUGGACCCAGCUGGAACAGUGACCCGGGCCAUGGACCCAGCAGGAUCAGUGACCCGGGCCGUAAACAUAGAAGAGCGGUUGAGGAGAUCCUGGACUGGUUCAAGCCGCUGCCCCCUGUCCUCUCCCCCAUACCCUGCUCCUCAGCUCAGGAGAGGUUGGAUGAUGUCUUGGAGUUAGGAGCUGGAGAGACCAGAAACCACUCUAUCUACACCACAGGACCAGCUAAUCAGACAGCAGGACAGCAACCUGAACCAGCCAAUCAGAUGGCCCUUAGGUUGGCAGGACAACAGCCUGCAGACUCCUCAGCAGAACUAACUCAUUCUACUCCUAGAGAAAGCCCUGAUCUGGCCACAGGGACCUCGGUAGAGAGAGAGAGGAACAGCGUGGCUGUCUCUCCCAGUCAUCCAAACAGAAAGACUGGUCUCCCCCAGUCGUCCUACAGAAGGACUGGUCUCCCCCAGUCGUCCUACAGAAGGACUGGUCUCCCCCAGUCGUCCUACAGAAGGACUGGUCUCCCCCAGUCGUCCUACAGAAGGACUGGUCUCCCCCAGUCGUCCUACAGAAGGACUGGUCUCCCCCAGUUGUCCUACAGAAGGACUGGUCUCCCCCAGUCGUCCUACAGAAGGACUGGUCUCCCCCAGUCUUCCUACAGAAGGACUGGUCUCCCCCAGUCGACCUACAGAAGGACUGGUCUCCCCCAGUCGUCCUACAGAAGGACUGGUCUCCCCCAGUCGUCCUACAGAAGGACUGGUCUCCCCCAGUCGUCCUACAGAAGGACUGGUCUCCCCCAGUCGUCCUACAGAAGGACUGA